Molecule: messenger RNA, 1900 nt
Organism: Glycine soja
Lineage: Eukaryota; Viridiplantae; Streptophyta; Magnoliopsida; Fabales; Fabaceae
Product: preprotein translocase subunit SCY2, chloroplastic-like
Exons: 9
Coding region: 83-802 (239 amino acids)
Source: RefSeq, a predicted model, not a curated record
CAGAGAUCGUGUAACUUAGUUCGAGAAACAGAGGAUCCAGGCCGCGGACACACUCACUCUCACUGUUCCAAGUCCAACAACCAUGGAAGCAACGCGAUUCUCCCCUAAUCACUUCUAUCCACACUGCUUCCUUACCAAACCCAACGCACUCAGAGAAAGAAGAUACGUAAAAUGCAUCAACGGAGUUGGAACUAGGGUUUACCUUUUCACAAACCCCGCAUUCAACAACGCACCGAACCGGUCUUUGUUUCCGAAGCUGAACCGGACUCUCUCUGUUAGCUUCUCCGACCGGCUCCGAGAUGAUUAUGUGCGCGUCGAUGCUCCGAGGAGCAAGGAAGUUGUUCCGGCGACACGCGGCGGCGAUGGAGGGGAGGCGAUUCUUGCGUCGUCUCCGAGUGCUGACAACUCGGGAACCCUGCAACUGAAACCAUUGAUGUUCAGGAACAGGUUUCUGAACUUUGCGCGAUUGGGUUCUGUGAUUAACGGCGCCGCGGAAUCGUUUUUCAAGAGCGAGAUUCGGAGGAGGCUGUUCGUAACGGCUGUGUUAAUUGUGAUUAGUCGCGUUGGCUAUUUUAUUCCUCUUCCGGGGUUUGACAGAAGGUUGAUACCGGAAGACUACUUGAGCUUUGUCGCAGGAUCAUCUGUUGAUGAACUUGGUGACUUCACUGCUGAGCUCAAGCUAUCUAUUUUCCAGCUUGGGAUCAGUCCUCAGAUAAUCAAUCGCGUCCAUUAUUGUGCAGGUACUCUGUCAUGUUGUCCCUUCUCUAGUAAACUUACGGAAAGAAGGUCUGGAUGGGCAUGAGAAGAUUAAGAGUUAUAUAUGGUGGAUGUCAUUUGGCUUUGCAAUUUUGGAAGCUUUAAUAGUGGCUUGUUACUCACUUCCAUAUUCAAUUUAUGCUGCCACUUAUAGGGUCAAGCAUGUAAUGGUGACAUCUGUUUUAUUGGUUUGUGGUGCAAUGACUAUUACAUGGAUAUGUGAUACCAUAUCAGAAUCUGGAUUUGGUCAAGGUUCAUCUCUAAUAAUAUGCGUGGGAAUACUUACGGGAUAUAUGGAGACAUUAUACAAAAUGCUUACUCAGCUUUCAGGUUGGUUCCAUUAUUGAACUCAGAAGAUCAUAUCAAGCAUAUAAUGUGAUGCCAAGCUUGAGCAAUGCUUUGAGACGAUAUGGUGUAUAACUUUGGGAAAAGCUAUGCUGUCACUCCCCUGAGCCAAUUUAAUUUGAACCUCUGGGAUAACUUUGGUCAACGUUGUAUGUGGAAGUUUGGUUUUUCGGGGACAUUACAGAUUUACAGUGUCUAAGAAUAUUGAGGUUAGCUAGUGGUGUGUUGCUAGUGAGGAGGUGGUAAACGCUGCCUGCCGAUACAUGACAGUAGCUGAUUAAGAAGCCUCAUCUUCUGGUUUCUAUCUCGAAGAUAUUUGUUUUAUGGAUUUAGGAAAAUAUUUAUUUAGGUUAUAGUUGUAGCUGCAGCAGAAAUUUGUACAGGAAAUUCUCGUGUUAUAGACGUGCUCUGUAAUAUAAAAACGAGGUGUUUGUAUACAGGAGGUACAAUGCCUUGAUAGCGAGUCGUUAUCCCCAAAAAAUGGCCUAAUGGUAGGCACUGAUACACUAACAAUGUAACAAGAAGAGAUUCACCCUCAGCAUUUUAGAUUACAUUUUCUGUACCCCUUUUUUGCUUUUAGCACCCUUCAACAUUUACUUGGAGUUUCAAAAGUAUAUUCCUGAUUUUCAGUGAUUUCAGUGAUUUUACAAUUCUGAAAUUCCCAAGUUGUAGAAUUAAUUUUUUCUUCUUCCCGAACUUGGACCUUCAAAGCUAUAAUAUGCUUUUGGAAGAUUGAGUUUUAGAAGCAAAAAUAAAAAUAAAAUAAAAAUUGGAACUUGAGAGUUUUAGAAUUGUAAAA